AUGGUUCAAUCUGCAGGAGUUCCACAGCUUUCAGAUAAUCAGGCUCCGCCAGGGAGACCAAGCUCGGCUACAGAGACAGAAGUGGAUCUGAUUCACAAUACCCAGGCACCACCACCACCCAAGGAAAGUGGCCCAAAUAAGAGGAGGAAGGCGAGAGUGAGGGGAAACAGCACCAGGCCCAAGAAGAGAAUGACGGACAGCAGGGGUGUUAGCGAUAGACCACUAGUGGAGAAGCAGGGGGUGUGUGAUGAGGGAAGCCCCUUACCUCCACUCCUUCGUAUCUCUUUAAAAAGCCUGUUGGCAGCUGAGAUGAAGCUAGUGUAUGGUGACGAGCAGCACAACAUUACCCAGCAGCCCUCCAAGUCCCCAGUCACCUCCUCGGCUUCACAAUUUAUGUGUCAAGCCUCUGAAAUAGUAGGCCCUCCAAGUGGACCUAAUCUCGGCUUUCUGCCUCAAAUUGACAAAUGGCUGGAUGUAGCCUUACAGGAUGCCGACUCAUACUACCAACAGAAGAAAUAUGGGAUCGCAGCCAGUCGUUUUACCACAGCUCUGGAGCUGUGUUCAAAAGGCGCUGCAGUUGAACAAUCUUUGCAUGCGGUGUAUGAAGACAUUUCUAAGGUUGCCAGUUUGAUUGAGUCCAGACUUGUUGCCUGUUACCUGAGACUGAAGAGACCGAAGAUAGCCCUCAACCACUCCCACAGAGCCAUCCAGCUAAACCCCAUCUAUUUCCGCCACCAUCUGCGCCAGGCCAUGGUGUAUCGACUGCUGGGGAACCCAUGUGCCGCGGCGAGGAGUGCCAUGAUUGCUGACUGGGUGUACUGGCUGUCCGGGGGCUCAGAUGAACACAUAAGCAAGCUCAUCAAACUGUAUUGGCAGGCUCUGUUGGACGAGGCGAUCACCAUGGAGGAUCGUUUCUCUGUCAUGUACACCCCGUGCUCUGCUGGGGACUCCGUGGGGGAUUGCAUCGCCAAGGCUGAGGAGACCUUCAGGAAACAGCACACUGCGUUCACAGACUACCUGUUCACAGACCCUAGUGGAGGUCACCUGCUGCCCCAGACCACAGACUGGAGCAAUCCCCCGUCCACCCAGCAGAAAUACGUCCUCACCCUGGGCUUCAGGAGGGGACAGGACGGCAGCUUCCUCAGCAAACUCACCAGCAGGACCUGCCCCUCUUUUACAGGACCCAGAGCCUCAUUCAGCUCCAGUAGCCCAGAGGACAUGGAGCGGGUGUGUGACACGUUCAGCAGGAGGAUCCUACCAGUCUUAGAUUUUAUUAAGUGCACCAAACUAGCUGCAGGUUUUUCCCCAGGUUCUGGGCUUGUGGAGAGGCUGCAGUAUGCUGGCUACCUGGGACAGAUCCAACGGAGCAGGGAGCAGACCGUCAUCCUCCACCAGGCGCUGGCUGAGCUCGCUGUCGCCCCCUACCUGCAAGACCUCAGCCACGCAGAUACCUCACUGCUGCAGGCUCUAAUGGCAGACACCAUGGACACCCUUGAAGGAAGGCGGACUGAUAGAGAACGUGUGUGGAAUGAAAUGCAAAAGGUGGGGAUGUUGGAGGAUCUGUUGUUCCAACUGGAGGAGACCUAUCUGAAGAACAAGGCUCAAAGGGCCAGUAGGAAGCAGAGGGUCGGGGUCCAGGGGGCGGAGGGGAAAGCCAGAGGAAGACCCAAAGCAGGGGUCAAAAUAGGGGCCAAAGGAGGGGGUACAGUGGUGACGGACAAGGCCAAAGUCCGUCCCACUGAAACCCAGCAGGAGACAGCAGUAGCACCAAUGACCUUACCAGAUCCAUGA
This is a messenger RNA of Salvelinus namaycush (lake trout), 1791 nucleotides long. Its product is annotated as spermatogenesis-associated protein 16-like. The transcript is spliced from 10 exons. NCBI's taxonomy places the organism in Eukaryota, Metazoa, Chordata, Actinopteri, Salmoniformes, Salmonidae. The record is from RefSeq and is a predicted model, not a curated record. Gene Ontology annotation, biological process: spermatogenesis. The coding region runs from base 1 to 1791 and encodes 596 amino acids. Gene Ontology annotation, molecular function: protein binding. Gene Ontology annotation, cellular component: Golgi apparatus.